Molecule: messenger RNA, 1769 nt
Organism: Fomitopsis serialis
Lineage: Eukaryota; Fungi; Basidiomycota; Agaricomycetes; Polyporales; Fomitopsidaceae
Exons: 8
Source: RefSeq, a predicted model, not a curated record
CUCUACCUUCCUACGGAAUCACCGCCCACUAUGCCCAGGAGUGUCCAGAAAACCCCGAGAUUAACCACGUUACGGUGGUCUGCCUCGAAAGGAAGAACUUUGGCGUGCUUUUCGACUACCUAAGCCACGUUCAAGGAAAUAAACAAGAUCUGAGGCGUGCUCUGGGCGCGAUCGACGCGCUAGACCCGCCUGCAACUUUGGGGAUGGGUGCUGUUGGGUUCUAUUCUGGAGAGCCAUGGGGGGGUAUUUGUGCCGACGUGUCUUCAGGGGCAAGCGUCCAAAGUUGUGGUGGAGACAAUGCUCUACGUGCUGGACAGGCAUCCGCCGCUCUCUUUGCCCCUCAUAUGGGAUGUACUCGACAACGAAGAUCGAAAUAUCCUUUUACGACUCAGCUUCUUCGCGGGCUCAAUGAGUGGAAGAGUCAUGAACAGCCACUAGGGAUGUCAUUUGAUCUCUUCAGUGUCGAUGCCAACGCCUUCAUCCCCGCCUGCUUGCACGUGGUGCCCUUCCGCCUUCCUUUCCCUCUCAAACAUGUCCCCGUCUUUAAAGAAUCGAACGUAGCCCUCACUGAGGAUGCGGGGGACUAUUCACGCGGUCUCAAGCCCCUCGUACCGAUGUGUUCUAUGACGGCGAGUUUCAUGGCGUUCGAUUUCGUCUGGCCAAUGGAUGUCCCGCAGCGCCGUCAAUGUCUGAAGGCGGACUGGCACAUCGAAGAUCGAGGGAGCUCCGACGGCACAGUAGCCGUGCGACCGCUUAUUGGGGAAGAGGACUGUACCGUUCAGGAUUUGCAACCGCACUCGGAGGUGGAGGCUGGGACAGGGCAGGCGCAUGGUGAGGCUCAAGCGGCGGGAGCGAAGGAUGACAGGGAAAUUUCGGAAAUUCUGGGAUUUCAGCUUGACGGAAGAGAAAUUACUCACGUUGACGUCCAGGAGGAGGUGGAGAUUUGGGAGAUCCUCUCAGAAGGCUCUCUGAUACCAUGCGAGCUCCUACAUCGGGCGGAGGGCCCGGUGCGAUGCCAGUGUGGCUUAGGCGCCCUAACGCGCUCUUCAGACUGCCCUAAGCAUAUCCUCUCCCCACACCUCUAUCCUAAUAUGCCUACGCCUCGAAAUGUUGACGAACGCCUAUUCAAGAUCUUUGCACUCACUGUAACGACAACUCUGGAUGAAGUCUGGAGCACAUCACGCCAUGCAACUUCUGCGACAAGAUGGACCAUGUUACAGUCGUCUGCCUGGAAAGGGACAACUUCGUGUCUUAUGGACGGAACGGAUGUCUGCCCGAUGGAACUCAGCAGUACCCAGAUCGAUACAGAAGACAGGGAACUCAUGGUGGAGGCCGCCAAUCAGCCGCAUGACCCUCCUCUGAAGUUCGGCGGAUGGGUGUUGAUGGGUGCUGUUCCCGAGUGCUACGAGGAUUGGAAGCGGUCGCGUCCUCUGCUAAAUUACCAGUGGCCUCCCUACGUUGCGGAGACACAGGGGCCACAGGGACGGGCCGCGUUAGACGCAUUACUCCCCGUUUCCAUCCCCCUCAUAGGGAUCAUAGAGCCCACCGGGUUUGCAAUCAAUAUACCAGGUCCGGAGGAACAACCCCUGCUUGUUCAGCCCAUACCGGGGCUCAAUCCCUUUAAAAACCCACGACCGCCCACGCCGAGCUAUGACCUGUACAACGCGGCAUCCCAGACGUUCGUACCGGCGGACAUGACAGACGCCUUUCCUAUCCGCCUGUCCCUCCCCCUCGACCACGUCCUAUUAUUAGGGACUACGAUGUUGUAA